GCAUCAGCUUUCUGUCAGUCCAUUGACAAACCAGACAUCUCGUCAUGAACUUCAACAAGAUCUUCGUCUUCGUGGCCCUCAUCCUGGCCAUCAGCUUGGGAAGUUCGGAGGCUGGCUGGCUCAGAAAGCUGGGAAAGAAAAUUGAACGCAUUGGCCAACAUACUAGGGAUGCCACCAUUCAGGUUAUCGGCGUGGCUCAACAAGCAGCCAAUGUGGCAGCCACCUUUCGGGGUUAAAAAAGCAUCUUGAAAAUACAUAACCCGCCACUUAG
Drosophila eugracilis is the source of this 271-nucleotide messenger RNA. Its product is annotated as cecropin-B. Gene Ontology annotation, cellular component: extracellular region. Bases 45 to 236 code for a protein of 63 amino acids. Gene Ontology annotation, biological process: defense response to Gram-negative bacterium; antibacterial humoral response; defense response to Gram-positive bacterium. The record is from RefSeq and is a predicted model, not a curated record. Lineage: Eukaryota; Metazoa; Arthropoda; Insecta; Diptera; Drosophilidae. The transcript has 2 exons.